This is a messenger RNA of Brassica napus (rape), 4061 nucleotides long. Its product is annotated as kinesin-like protein KIN-7O. Bases 125 to 3889 code for a protein of 1254 amino acids. The transcript has 31 exons. Lineage: Eukaryota; Viridiplantae; Streptophyta; Magnoliopsida; Brassicales; Brassicaceae. Gene Ontology annotation, biological process: microtubule-based movement. Gene Ontology annotation, molecular function: ATP binding; microtubule binding; microtubule motor activity. The record is from RefSeq and is a predicted model, not a curated record.
GAAAUUCGAAAACCUUAUGGUUUAACACUUAACACUAAACAGUUUAGUGCGGAAGAGACUGGAGGGAAAAUUUCGAACACCAUUAGGUUUUUGUUACGCCGGAGAAGAUAAUCGGCGCCGGAGAAUGGAGAGAAUACACGUCUCAGUCAGAUCUCGUCCGCUCUCGACGGAGGACGCGAAGACGAGCCCAUGGAAGAUCUCGUCGGACUCGAUUUUCAUGCCCAAUCACUCUACUCUCUCAUUCGAAUUUGAUCGGAUUUUCAGAGAAGAUUGCAAAACUGUGCAAGUCUAUGAAGCUCGGACGAAGGACAUCGUCGCUGCCGCCGUUCGUGGAUUCAACGGAACUGUGUUUGCUUAUGGGCAAACUAACAGUGGCAAGACGCAUACGAUGCGAGGCUCACCGACUGAGCCAGGAGUGAUCCCUCUUGCUGUACAUGAUAUGUUUGAGACUAUAUAUCAGGAUACAAGCAGGGAGUUUCUGUUGCGUAUGUCUUACCUUGAGAUUUAUAACGAAGAUAUAAACGAUCUCUUGGCUCCUGAACACCGGAAACUACAGAUUCAUGAGAAUCUAGAGAAAGGAAUCUUUGUGGCUGGACUACGAGAAGAAAUUGUUGCUUCCCCUCAACAAGUUCUUGAAAUGAUGGAGUUUGGAGAAUCUCAUCGGCAUAUUGGGGAGACAAAUAUGAAUGUUCACAGUAGCAGAUCUCACACUAUUUUCCGCAUGAUUAUAGAAAGUAGACAGAAGACGCAAGAUGAAGGCGUUGGAAAUGCCUGUGACGCAGUCCGUGUCUCGGUUCUGAAUUUGGUGGAUCUAGCUGGUUCGGAACGGGCUUCCAAAACCGGUGCAGAGGGUGUUAGGCUGAAGGAAGGUUCACAUAUAAACAAGAGCUUGAUGACACUCGGGACUGUAAUUAAAAAACUGAGUGAAGGAGUUGAAAAUCAGGGUGGUCAUGUUCCAUACCGAGACAGCAAGCUUACAAGGAUCUUGCAACCCGCUUUAGGUGGAAAUGCAAAUACAGCUAUCAUAUGCAAUAUAACACUUGCACCAGACCAUGCAGAUGAAACCAAGAGCAGUCUUCAGUUUGCUAGCCGAGCACUACGUGUCACUAAUUGUGCACAUGUCAACGAGAUAUUGACUGAUGCUGCUUUGUUAAAGCGCCAAAAGAAGGAAAUUGAGGAGCUCAGAUCCAAACUAAAGACUUCUCACUCUGAUCAUUCGGACGAAGAGAUUCUUAACUUGCGCAACACCUUGUUGAAGUCUGAGUUAGAAAGAGAGCGGAUUGCACUCGAAUUAGAAGAGGAGAAAAAGGCACAAGCUCAGAGGGAAAAAGUUUUGCAAGAGCAAGCAAAGAAAAUUGAGAACUUGAGUUCAAUGGUUCUCCUCUCGAAUAGAGAUGAGAAACGUGAGCAGGAUCACUUUAAGAAGGGAAAGAGGAGAGAUACAUGGUGUACUGGUCUCCUUUCACGGGAUUCAACAUCAGAGGUUCAGUCUCAUGUCUUGUCAAGGGGAUCCUCUCUUAAAUCUGAAAGAUCCGAGCGUGAGACAGGCCCACUACUUCCAUUUGCGGAACUGGUAGAAAACGAACUCUUAUACAGCAUCAGCGAGCAAGAUGAACAUAAUAUCGAUGAAACCCUUGAAGAUUCUGCACUUCCGGAUCCGUGUGCUUUAGUGCAUGUGACUAGCAGAAAGAAACCAUCAUCAAUCAGGCAGAAAAGUCCUGUAGUGGUUAGGAAGAAAAGUCCCGUAGUCGUUGAAAGCGAGUCAGAGAGGAUUCAAAGGGAAUAUGAGGAUCUCUUCUUGCAAUAUGAAACUGAGAGAAUCACCCACGAAAUACAAAUUGAGUGCCUUAAAGCAAAGUUGGGCGAAAAAGAUUUAUCUGGUGAAGCAACAUGCAAGCAUUUAGAUUGCCAAGUUGUUGGUAAUGUACAUCAAGAGGAAAGUGGUGUCCAUCUUAGGGAUCCAGAAGAUAUUCUUCUCAUUAAGCAACUCCAAGAGAAGAUAAACAUGCUGGAAACUGAGAAGUCUUCAAGCAAGCAAAAUCUUGAUGAUCUUGUCACGAAAGCUACUGAGCAGAAUAUCUGUGCCAAGGAAAAAAAUGAUGAGAUUCAAGAAGAGAUUCAUGCUGCUAGAGAAGAGGCCCAGAUUGCUCGCGAACAACUUGUGUCCAAGGAGUCUGAAGUCACUCAUGUGCUUAAUGAGAAUUUUAACUCUCUGGUCAACGUCACAACAGAAGUUGAAGUCUUAGCAUCUGAGUUUCAAAACUUUAAAGCAUCGUUGGAAACCAUAUCGUUAGUUAUGGAUGAGGGUCUCCAAGAUUUUGCUUCCUUCUCUCCUUUGAUACAUGAUUUCACAUUGUUUAUGCGCCAAAGUUUUGAUGAGCAUGCUUCAAUUAUCAGCGGAUAUCAAAAUGUCCAAUCUUUUCUUAAACAAAAGGUUCUUGACAUUGAGAAUGAGAAGGUUCUUUUGCAAGAGCAGUGUGCUGGUCUUCAGAGCCAAAUAGAAGGACUAAACCAAGAAGCCCAAAAGCAUGGAACUUCCUUAAUGAUGCUCUCAGACCAGAAUGAGUCGGAGAGGUCAGAUCUCCUCUCUCACAUAGAAUGUCUUGAGAAGGAUAUAGCGAGCCUAUCUACCUCUUCUUUGGCCAAAGAGAAGGAAACUCUAAGAAAAGAUUUUGAUAAGAUGAAAGCAAAGCUAAAAGACACUGAAUCCAAGCUUAAGAAUGUCAUGCAGGAUAAGACCAAACUAGAGGCGGAGAAGGCAUCUGCUGAGAGAGAGUUAAAACGUUUGCAUAGCCAAACGGCCCUCCUCGAGAAAGAUAUUAGCAAACAGGAGUCCUUUGCCGGUAAAAGACAAGAUGAGAGAAAUGCAAAACAGUCCUUGCAGGAAGAAUUUCACAACCUUGAAGCGCUUGCUUUUGAGAUGGAAACAACAAUUGCUUCAUUGGAGGAGGAACUCGCUGCUGAACGUGGAGAGAAAGAGGAGUUGCUAUGUAGAAGCGAGGGUUUAGAUCAAGAAGUUACAUCUCUGACAGAGAAGCUGGAGCUCUCAAAUACCCAAUUAGAACAGCUGCAAAUAGAUAUCACGGAGCUUAAGGCUAGACUCGAAAGCUCAUCUUCUGAUCAGCAACAACUGGAAACCAAGGUUAAACAGUUGCUUGAAGAGAAGGAAGAGCUAGCGAUGCAUCUGGCGACCUCACUUUUAGAGAUGGAGGAAGAGAAAGCAAUAUGGAGCUCGAAAGAAAAAGCUUUGACAGAGGCCAUGGAAGAAAAGAUGAAUCUAUAUAAUAUAAAAAUAGAGUCACUAUCUAAAGAAGUGUCAGAGGCAAAGAGGGAGCUUGAAUCUUGCCGACUUGAAUGUAUCACCCUUGCUGAUAAGCUAAGAUGUUCUGAAGAAAAUGCUAAGCAGGAAAACGAAAGCAGCAUGGAGAAGUCUUUGGAGAUUGAUAGACUUGGGAAUGAACUUCAGUCAGCUCAUGCCGUGAGUAAACAAUCUCAAGAGGUACUCAAGUCUGACAUUGACACGCUAAAUUCCGAACUUCAACGUGCGUGCGAGAUGUCAGAUACACUUCAGAGUGAGCUUGAUUAUGUCACAAGUGAGCGCCAGAGUUUGCUAUCUCGCAUAGAGGAGAUUAAGAAGGAAGUAGUUUCAUCAAAUCGUUUGCAGGAUGCAGAUGCAGACAACAAGGAGAAGGCGAAGCUAAAAAUGAGACUCAUGGGGACCCAAGCGCGCUUAGAUGCAAAAUCUAUAAGGCACGAGCAGGCUGUGAAAGAAUCGGAAGUUAUGAACAGGAAGUUCCAAGAAGCAUCCGCAAAGCUAAAGGAGAAGUUAGCAUCAAAAGCACUCGAAGUCAUCGACCUUAAGAAGCAGCUCUCUGCUUCUUCAAGAUAACAAUGUCAUGAAAGUUAACCAACACUACUCUUAACUAGUAGUUAUUAAUGCACGGCUAGUAAAUGUCUCUAAUCUUUUGAAGUGGUUCUGUUGAUGUACAUUCUGUUUGAUCUUUGCACUAAACGCAUGGUUAAUUUUCAAGUUUGAUUAUAUUAAAUAUGUUUCUUAUACA